AUGUCGGUCCUACAUAUCGUCCAAUUUCAAUUCAAGUCCUCAGUGAGCGAGGCUACGAUUCAAGAUACCUGCAAUCGUAUGCUAUCCCUGAAAGACAGUUGUAUCCAUCCUGACACAAAAGCGCCAUACAUUGUGUCGUCGAAAGGUGGUCGAGAAUGCUCGAUAGAGGGCAUGCAGGAUGGCAUCACUCAUGUUUUCGUCGUUGAGUUCGAGUCAACCGCCCACCGGGACUACUAUGCUAAGGAAGAUGCUGGCCAUCUCGCGUUCGGGGCAUCACUUGGACCCCUUCUGGACAAAGCGCAGGUUGUCGACUUUGAACCAGGUAAAUUUACCAAGCAGUAG
Messenger RNA from Penicillium angulare, 342 nucleotides. Its product is annotated as Dabb family protein. Bases 1 to 342 code for a protein of 113 amino acids. The record is from RefSeq and is a predicted model, not a curated record. Lineage: Eukaryota; Fungi; Ascomycota; Eurotiomycetes; Eurotiales; Aspergillaceae. The transcript has 3 exons.